AUGAAUUCUAUUGACAAGCCAGACACGGAUGUUCAACGAGAUUCCGACGGAUCUGUGGGGGACCAGGCGCAAAACUCAAAUCGCUUUGCAUCUCUACAAAGUGACGAAAUAUCGUCCGACAGUAGUGGAACUCAAGAGUUCGACGAGGUUAAAGUGGUGGCGGUGCAAAAGAAUCCCUCCAAGGAGCCCGAGUCAUCGGAUGAAGAUGAAGACAAUGAUGCCGAUGACACUGAAGACAGAAGGACCAUCGUGGACGACGCAAUGGAGGAAGAUGACGAUGAUGAAUGGGUCAGUAGCGAUGGGACGAAUACGCAUGAUGAGGCCAUGGACGACAACACUCCACCGUUGACUUCCCACAACCUCACAGCAACACAAGACUCAGCAGGUACAGGGAUCCUUAUGGAGCCCUCGGAAACAACCCCUCCUCGCGUUCAACGUCCACCAACACUUGCCGAACGGAUUUCUAACCUCAUUCAGGUGAGUAUGGAAGGGGUACCAGGCAAGUGUCACAUCUUCGAAACUACUUUCUCUGUGGACUAUCAAGGGUCGGAUUCAGGAACUGUGGCGGCUGCGCUCUUGUCAACAGUUCUGAAUUCUAUGGAGGAAGCAAUCAACAAUUCCCCUCAUGAAUUAAAGCUCCUUCCGAUCUCUGAUACCACAUAUAAACAACAGAAUCUUUGGAUUCGAAACUCAGUAGAUUUACGUAAUCGCCUUCCGACUUAUCGCACCUUGUUGACUUACUGUGAUAUGGAAUAUGGUAACGGUCCUUACGCGGCAACCAACAGCAAGCCGGGCGAGAAGAAACUACGCACACGCCUUUGCGUCGGCUUUUCUUCUGAGGCUUCUGUCGAGGCCGUCCAAGACUACCUUCAUACUGGACUACGUCAAUUGGGUAGAGGCGCUGGGUGCUACCCUUCUCCGUUGCAGUAUGGAGAAAUUGUGAAGAUCGGAUCAUGCUCGUUUAUUCCUGCAGAAGUUAACUUCUCAGCUUAUGCAAAGGAGCUGAUGAGACUAUUUGAUUUCGAAGUACCUAUUAUUAUCAAGAUGGAUUGGGUUUCUAUUCCGUACACGGGACAAGCAAAGUACGACAAACGGUCUCCUGGAGUGACUAGUCCACAUUGUUUAAAACAUGUUAAAAGGUUCUUGAUUCAUCACCUGUGCGAACUUACCGAUACGCAAGCUGAUCGAGUCUUGGGCAAAUGGAUUCCCAAAUCAGAAAUCCAGGCGACUCGUCGUAAGAUUUUGGUAUGGUGCACCAAUACACUACGCGCUAUUCAGGCCUCCGAUCAGUCAAACAAGGUGGAAGAAGCUCUGGAGUUUUUGGAUGAUGUGAUCGAAGAUACCACCGAUGUUCACCAAGGACAACUCUCGAUCGACAUGGAUAUGGCGAACGCCAAGGAUAUUGACGAUGGACAAACGGUCACCGGGAUGCUUGAUGAAAUGCACGAACGUGAACAACAACUGGAGGAGGCCUUUGUGGAAAUUGAACCUCGUGACAACGCCUUGGCGGCUAAAGAUCAGGCCCUGGCCCAGCAGAAGGCCGCGACUGCAGCUCUCCAAGCCCAACUUGAAGCUCUUCAACGUCAAACAGCUCACCACUUGGCAAUCGACUCGCAACCACCUGCUCAAAACAAUGAGGUAUCUCCAGAUCGGUCCGAAUUUACUACGCCACCAAAAAAGAGGAAAAGCAAGGAUACCUCCACGGUUAAGAGGAGCGUUGACAGGUCUACGGCUGGUCUUAAGCCGCCCACUAAGUCAACUCGCACCAGCCCGUCUGUUCACUUUCAGCAGCCGAAGCAGCGGUCUCCCGGAAAAAGUCUCAGGUUCACGUGGACACAACUCAGAUGGAGGGCGAUACUACUACAGCCGUGUCCCAGGACGAGAGCCUCUCAUCUCUGA
Cylindrotheca closterium is the source of this 1899-nucleotide messenger RNA. The record is from the annotation of a GenBank genome assembly. Lineage: Eukaryota; Bacillariophyta; Bacillariophyceae; Bacillariales; Bacillariaceae.